Gigantopelta aegis is the source of this 3210-nucleotide messenger RNA. RefSeq lists its product as uncharacterized. The record is from RefSeq and is a predicted model, not a curated record. The transcript has 14 exons. Lineage: Eukaryota; Metazoa; Mollusca; Gastropoda; Neomphalida; Peltospiridae. Bases 1 to 1728 code for a protein of 575 amino acids.
AUGAAGUUUUUACGAAGAAGUGAAAAUGUAGUGCAGGUUUUAGAAGGGCCUCUGAGUGACACUAACGACCCUGACCUUUGUGAUGAAGCAAACCUCUCACUGGACGAGUGGCCAUGGAUAGGGCCAUGGACAACAAAACCAUAUUUCUGUCCAAUCAGUGGAGGUUUUACAUUUAGAACAACCAGCAGAUUAACCAAUGAGGAUUUCUGCGAGGACGACUGGCGCCGAUCUCGACUCGAGGUGGAGUGCAUUAGCGGAGAUGGGUUAGACUUCAUUGCACCCAAGAACAGCCACUGUAACCCGUUCCUGAAACAAGGCGACUGGAAACGUUUAAGCUGCUGGGCUGGCUGGGAAAACGAACAUUUCAUCUUCGUCGUCGCUUCCGACGUGUCCGAGAGACCUAGAUACUGCCUGCGGUUCCCCAAGAACAUGGACGGCCAUUUCUCAGUCCUCGCCUACUUCAGCGUCAUCUGCCCGGAGGAGCAGAACGGGAAACCUCCACACGGCAUAGAAUAUUACGAGAUGCACAUGCGCAGACGAGAUCCGACGAAGUGCGAGGAUGACGACCACACCCACUGUCGGGAAGCCGCCCUGUCUGGGAGCUGUGCUCGGGACAUGAACACGGCGUCACACUGCAGGAAGGCGUGUGGGAUAUGCCAUCAGCCAUCACCUUCGAGGCAGACGUGUUGGUUUGACCCUAAAAUCCACGGCGACUGGAGACUGUACGACAAGGAUCGGACGGAGACCGUGAUCAUCAACAGGAACCACGUCUCCUUCUCCAAACUCGGAGUGUUCGCAUGUCGAGAAAAGGGCAGAAACGAAAACCAGUAUUUGGCGGUAUCCGAGUUUUCAAAUGGAUGUUCGACAAGGUACACGUGUGUCGAGUUUCACAGGAAAAACAACAAUGUGCUGCAGUAUAGAAUUGGUCGUUCUGUGAGGAAAGAUAUGGAAAUGGAUGACUUGUGCAGCUUUCACGAAGAUCCCUUUCCUCUGGGCGAUACAUUCAGAACAUUCUACUACAAAAUACUUGUCUUGGCUAAAGACUUGUGGCCGUCCUACUGCGGUCUGGACAGCACCAUCCCGUUCAACGGGACGUUCAACGGCGAGUGGUGUGAGGGGACCGUCUCGGACUGGGACGAGGACACGUGCACCACCCGGGGGACCAUCAUCCUGAGGUCGAACACGUGCUCGUCGCUUCUAGUGCCAGCAGAGUUCCAGUGUUUAUCGUACAUCAAGGAGGAGGAGAGGUCACUACAGCAGCUUCUCAUCACGAGGAGUAUGGACGGGAGGAAUGAAUUCAACUGCUGGGUGGUGUCGAGUUUCGUCGUUGGUGGUCGGUGGCCGUGGAGGGUGAUGUACCAGAUGGCGACCACGCAGUGCUCGUUUCUCACCGACGUCGAGGUGAACACCGUCAUUAAACCAAAGUCCACGCUGUACCUGGAAGAUCGAUCCAGGACAAAGAUCUGCAAGCCGAUGGCCCUUUCUCCCGUGACCGUGUCUCCCGAGGUGCUGAACAGGAAGUCCACGGACCGCGGUUACAUGAUCCACAACCCAGUGAAACCAGGCGUUACGCUUCACAACGAGCCGCGCUUCGUAACCCCACUUGUGGAGACAGUCAACGAGAGACCUUACCUUGAGCAGAGCGUGGACGCCAAUGCUUCCAACCAAAUCCACCUGACUCUGUGCGUGUUACUGGGCAGCAUUGCAUUGGCUCUCGACUGGAGGUGAUGACUUCUACGUGGUAGAAGAAAAACAACUGAAUUCUGAUUCUCAAGACUGUCCAUGUGAUCGGUGUUUUUGUGUGAAGAUGCCAGCGGUCGUGGAGAAAGAGGAAUAUGUUUUUGUAAAGGGUUUUGUUUUCCUUGCGUGGAUACUAAAUGAGACGUAUGUAACGAUGUGCUAGCACUGUGUCGCCAUGUAAUCGAGUGUAUAUAAUUCUGAACGUAUUCUAGUUUCGUGAAUGUGUCUUGAAGACGGGGAUAUGUAUCUUCAUGCAGUACUUGAUAAUCUACAGCGAAACCUGUAUAUAGCAAAAACCUGUCUAUAAAAGGUCAGCCUAGACAUCUACAGAACAUGGCCUUUAUUAACAGGUGGUCUUUAUAAAGAAGUUUUAUUUUGUAGGGUAUGGUCAUCACUAAGGUGCCCUUUAUAGAAAGUUGGUUGUUGAACAAGGUGGCCUCUAUAGCAGGUUCCACUGUAUUUUAAAUGUGCGAAUGUUUGCUGAUCACUAAGUGCCAAACUGCUUUCACAGAAAACAAGACAACGGGUGUAGUCAGUGUCCAUGUGUGUAUAAUGACCGCUUCUAGACGUGUCCAGCUGUGUGUGUGCAGUAACCGCUUCUAAACAUACAGUAACCACUUCUAGACAUGGGUAGAAACCACUUGCAAUCAUGUUUGUUCAGUAGCUGCUUCCAGACGCAUAUAUUCCGAAAACGGCUUGUAGACUCACGUGUUAUACUCGCUUAGACCAGUUUCUGGAUGUGUGUGCAAUAACCACUUCUAAACACCCCUUGUCUUGGACACACCCACCGAGGAAGCUCUGAGAAUGUGCCCAAGACGGUCGUGCAUGAACCUUCAGUGGAUGUAAGCACGAGUUAAAUGGUGUAUUGAUUGAUUGACUGAUUGACUUUUAAAUACAUCUGGAGAUUUCUGAAUGAAAUGUCGUUGUCAUGAUCACAUAUCCCUCUCUGUGUUAGUCCAAAGGAUGUUUUGACAACGUCGUCACGGAAUGCACUCAUGAAUCACUGUCAAACUUGCUGUCAUAGUAAUGAUGUCAGGUUGUUCACGAAAUAUGUGUGCAUUUUCUUCCAUCAAUGAAACCAUAUCUACUUGUAAAAUCGGUUCAUUACGCCAAAGUGAUGAAGGUUUCCCCCAAAACAAAUAAAUAGUAAUGUAUCGUUUUUGUCAGUGAUAUGUUAUGUAUAUAUUGUAACCACUGCUGGCUACCACACCACACCAGACAUGCAAGUUCUGCUUUUGGACAAGUGUCUUCAUAACAGUACCUGCAUCUACACGUGUGUGCAGUAACAAUUGCUACACGCAUAUACAGUAAACACGUAUAUAGACACAUACACCCCAUACCGCAAACUCACGUAAUUAAAGGAAAUGUUUUACUUAACGACGCACUCAACACAUUUUAUUUACGGUUAUAUGGCGUCGGACAUAUGGUUAAGGACCACACAGAUAUUGAGAGAGGACACCCGCUAUCGCC